GUUUAAUAAUCAAUCUCAUGUUUGAAUGAGCAAAGAUUUACCCGGGUCGGAUUUUGCACUGAAUUCCACAUGCUUCAAUUUCAGUGGGACGGAGACACAACAAUGCAGAAAUCCUGAAAACAAACGCCGCCUGGAAACACCAUUAAGAGCAAGAAAAGCUUCUUUAGCCAUAGCCAUCCGCCGCGAAUAACCCAGGACCUAGACAAGCCCAUCAAACAGGCGAUAUGGGAGGAGGCCAUGAAGAAACAGUGGACGAAGAGAAAAAGCAGCAGGAAGCAAACAAUACAGCGUCGUUUAAUGUCGAUGAUUUUAAGAUUAUAAAAGAAGGGGAGGCUGAGAUUCUCAUGCACGCCAAAAAUGAAGUCUUUUACAACAAAGCACAGGUUAAUAACAGAGAUAUGUCUAUUGCUGUUCUGAGGACAUUUAUAUCAAAACGGAAGCAAGAGCAUGAAGCAUUUCUGGCGAGACGAACAAAGGCAGCCUCAAAGGUUACAGAUGAGUCUGGUGCUAAGACAGAAUCUCCAGUUGAUACUGAUCAACAUGAUGGAAAACCUAAUGAUGGGUGUGAAGUCUCAGAAGAGACAUCUCAAGAUGAACCGUGUAGCAUUUCAGAAGAACUAAAUAAUAAUCUAGGAGGAAAAGGCAGAGAAUUGAAACCACCUCGAGUUCUUGAGGCUUUAUCAGCUUCUGGUUUGAGGGCUUUAAGAUAUGCACGUGAAGUUGAAGAGGUUGGUCAAGUUGUGGCCUUGGACAAUGAUAAAGCCUCUGUUGAAGCUUGCCAAAGAAAUAUAAAGUUCAAUGGUUCUGUAGCGGUCACAAAGGUGGAAUCUCACCUUGCUGAUGCUCGAGUAUAUAUGAUCACCCACCCGAAAGAAUUUGAUGUGGUCGAUCUUGAUCCAUAUGGUUCGCCUUCUGUUUUCCUGGACUCUGCUGUUCAAUCUGUUGCUGAUGGAGGAGUAUUAAUGUGUACUGCAACUGAUAUGCCAGUGCUCUGUGGAGGAUAUGGAGAGGUUUGCUAUUCCAAAUAUGGCUCCUAUCCGUUGAAAGGAAAAUAUUGUCAUGAAAUGGCGUUGAGGAUGCUUCUUUCCUGUAUUGAGAGCCAUGCAAAUCGAUAUAAAAGAUACAUUGUUCCCAUAUUGUCAGUUCAGAUGGAUUUUUAUAUACGUGUCUUUGUCCGCAUAUUUACUUCUGCUAGUGCGAUGAAGAACACUCCUUUAAAUCUUUCGUACGCGUAUCAAUGUAUUGGUUGUGAUUCAUUUCAUCUUCAGCCAAUUGGGAGGACUGUGUCAAAGGGCAACAGUGUGAGAUAUCUUCCUGGGUUUGGUCCUGCCGUUGCACAAGAGUGCAGUGAUUGUGGUAAGAAAUUCAACAUGGGUGGACCGAUAUGGUCUGCUCCUAUUCAUGAUCAUGAGUGGGUAGCCGAUAUUCUUGCUGACGUAAAAUCAAUGAAGGAGCGCUAUCCUGCUUACGACAAAAUCUGUGCUGUGCUGACAACAAUUUCAGAGGAAUUACCCGAUGUUCCUCUGUUUCUGAGUUUGCACAGCCUCUGUUCAACACUCAAAUGCACCCCUCCAUCGGCAAUUAUAUUCCGAUCUGCUGUUAUCAAUGCGGGAUAUCGUGUAUCAGGAACUCACGCGAAUCCUCUGGGGCUGAAAACAGAUGCACCAAUGGAGGUUAUUUGGGAUAUCAUGCGAUGCUGGGUAAAAAAUCAUCCUGUGAAAGCUCAACCACCUGAUCAAUCUGGAAGCAUAAUUCUGGCUAAGGAACCUGUUCUGCAGGCGAAUUUUGCACGAGCAGCGGCGGCAUCAGUGAACAAGGUACAGGCCAAGAAGGUUGCGCGUUUCCUUCCCAAUCCUGAACGGCACUGGGGUCCAAAACUUAGGGCAGGACGCCAGAUAACCAGCAAACACGUGUCGAUUUUGGGUCAAGAGGCAGUGAAUGGAUUUAGCAACCACGAAGACGGUGAAGAAUCUGCAAGCAAGCGUAAGAAGACAGAAGAUGCCGCCACCCCAGAUUCAUAAACAAGGAACCUGCCGCCACCUAAACAUCCUCGUAGCUUUGCCAAAUUGGCUUUAAUUUUGAUGAAUGUUUUUAAUCUUGUGUGUUUCCUCAUGGAGGGGGAACCAUCCCACUCCCAUUACUAUGAAAUAUGCAAAGAUCAGAAACCUCUACUUGUCGAAAUUUUUGAAUCCAGGAGGAAGGUUAAAAUUUGUUUGUUUUAGUAGGUUACAGUUGGUGAGUUGCUGUAAAA
Ipomoea nil (Japanese morning glory) is the source of this 2251-nucleotide messenger RNA. Its product is annotated as probable tRNA (guanine(26)-N(2))-dimethyltransferase 1. The record is from RefSeq and is a predicted model, not a curated record. NCBI's taxonomy places the organism in Eukaryota, Viridiplantae, Streptophyta, Magnoliopsida, Solanales, Convolvulaceae. The coding region runs from base 225 to 2021 and encodes 598 amino acids. Gene Ontology annotation, molecular function: RNA binding. The transcript is spliced from 13 exons. Gene Ontology annotation, cellular component: nucleus. Gene Ontology annotation, biological process: tRNA N2-guanine methylation.